AAGGGAGGCGCCGCUGGGCGCGGCGUGGCGCGGCUCCGAGACCCGCGGGAGAGCACCGCCUCCUCCCCGCCCCGCCUGCUGAUGGAAGUGACGACAGCAGCCGAAGAGGUCACUUCCUGCUGGGGUGGAUGAGGAGGAGCCGGAGACGCCGCGGAGGAGACCGGACCGAAGACGGACCUUGCCGGGGAGAGCAGGAGGGUGAAAAUGAAAGCAGGCUGUAGCAUCGUGGAAAAGCCAGAAGGAGGUGGAGGCUAUCAGUUUCCUGAUUGGGCCUAUAAAACAGAGUCAUCCCCGGGCUCCCGACAGAUCCAGCUGUGGCACUUCAUCCUGGAGUUGCUGCAAAAGGAAGAGUUCCGCCAUGUCAUUGCCUGGCAGCAGGGAGAGUACGGGGAGUUUGUCAUCAAGGAUCCAGACGAGGUGGCCCGCCUCUGGGGCCGCAGGAAGUGCAAACCACAGAUGAACUAUGACAAGCUGAGCCGGGCCCUCAGAUACUAUUACAAUAAGAGGAUCCUUCAUAAAACAAAAGGGAAAAGGUUUACUUACAAAUUUAACUUCAACAAGCUGGUGACGCCCAACUACCCGUUCAUCAACAUUCGAUCAAGUGGUGUGGUUCCCCAGAGUGCACCACCAGUUCCAACAGCCUCUUCCCGGUUCCAUUUCCCACCUCUGGACACUCAUUCUCCAACUAGUGAUGUGCAGCCGGGGCGGUUCUCUACUAGCUCCCUAACUACUUCUGGCCAGGAGUUGAGUAAUGGCACUGAUAGAAAGGUGGAGCUUUCAGAGCUGGAGGAUGGCUCAGCCGCUGACUGGCGCCGGGGCGUGGAUCUUAUGUCCUCCCGGAAUGCUGUCGGUGGAGGAGGGAUUGGCCAUCAGAAACGCAAGCCCGACAUCAUGCUUCCUCUGUUCACUAGGCCAGGGAUCUACCCUGACCCCCACAGUCCCUUCGCUGUCUCUCCAAUCCCUGGCCGAGGAGGUGUCCUUAAUGUUCCCAUUUCACCAGCCCUCUCCCUGACUCCCACUAUCUUCUCGUAUAGCCCAUCACCAGGCCUGAGCCCUUUCACCAGCAGCAGUUGCUUUUCCUUCAACCCUGAGGAAAUGAAACACUACCUUCAUUCUCAAGCCUGUUCUGUGUUCAACUACCAUCUGAGUCCCCGGACAUUUCCCCGUUACCCAGGGCUCAUGGUUCCACCACUGCAGUGCCAAAUGCAUCCUGAGGAGUCAACCCAAUUUUCUAUCAAGCUGCAGCCCCCACCAGUUGGGCGGAAGAACCGAGAGAGGGUAGAGAGCAGGGAGGAGUCAGCACCUGUUACUGCUUCCACCAUGGCUCCUGUCCCCCCAAGAAUUAAGGUAGAGCCAGCCUCUGAAAAGGAUCCUGAGAGUCUCAGGCAGUCAGCCCAAGAGAAGGAGGAACACUCUCAAGAAGAGGGCACUGUGCCAAGCAGGACCAUAGAGGAGGAAAAAGGCACCAUCUUUGCCCGCCCAGAGGCACCACCUAUCUGGCCCUCUGUACCCAUUAGCACCCCAAGUGAAGAACCCCUAGAGGUGACUGAAGACAGUGAAGACAGGCCUGGCAAAGAGCCCAGUGUACCUGAGAAGAAAGAAGAUGCCCUGAUGCCCCCCAAGCUUCGAUUGAAGCGGCGCUGGAAUGACGACCCUGAAGCCCGAGAGCUGAGAAAGGAUGGCAAGUUCCUCUGGAAUGGGUCAGGACCACGGGGCUUGGCAACGGCAGCUGCUGAUGCUUAGAAUUGGAAGUGGAUUGGGAGCUGUUUAUACUAUAAUCACACACAUGUAUUUAUGUAGCAAGAUUUGGGGGGGAGGGGGGUUAGACUGGUUUGAUCAUUCUAGGGGCAUAGACUUGUAUUUUUAUGUUUUGGGGAUGGGAUUGGGAAUCUUCUGUUGUAAAUUAGGUGGGAUAUGAACACACUUCUUUCCCUGGUGAGUAGGACACGGGAAGGGUAUUGAACUGAAAGGAGAAAGGGCCUCUAUUUCUUGUUGAGGCUAAUACUUUCUGACAAGCUCCCAAAGGGCCAAGACACUGUUUUGGCCCCAUGAUGUUCAGGUUCCAAACUUCUUUCUUUUCUACUGUAUUUAUAUAUAGGAAAGCCAUUAAUGAAUUUAUUUUGCUCUGAGAGUUACAUAUAAAAGGGGAAAGGGCAUGGUUGGGAGGUUGAGCAGUGAGAGACCAUUAAUACUCAGUAUUUGCCUGAGAUGUUUCUUUGUAAUUAUUUCAGGGGGAGACAGAUAAUCUCAGUCUUACUGGGUGGGAGGGUUGGGGUGUUCAGAGGUUGCUUUUUUUCUUUGUUGUUUGGCAUUUUUUCCUUUUCCUCUAAAAAAUAUUUUCAUGAAACAUACUGCCAAUUAGAGUGGAGCAGGCACUGAGCCUGGCUGCAUGGUUGAGACAGGAAGCCCUGCUGUGAAUUUCUUGGACUUUUCACCUUCACCUGUUAAGAAGCCAUGAAGAGUUGCAAACUCUUGUUCAGGGAGGAAAGAAGAGGCAGGAAGUAACCCAAUGCCUUUAAAAACAAAACCCAACAAAAAUGACUUUAAUUUUUCCUUUUCCAUCGUGGGUUUGGGGAGCCAAACCAGAGUGUGACUGUAGCGAGUUCACUGAGAAGCAUGACACUGGUGAAGAUAUAUUUUUGUUGUGUCUGGUUCUCAUCAUUUUAAGUCAAGCCUUAACGAACAUACUUUAACAUGAUACGGGUCUGUCAAAAUAAACCUGUAAAAGGGUAUGAACAACUUUUCAGAUAAUCCAAGAAUUCUGAGGCAUGGUUAAAUUUUGAGCUAGUAUUAGUCAUCCCCUCUUGAUGUUACUGGCAUGGAUAGCAAAAGGGCAAGAUUGUGGGAGUUAAAGACAGGUGACACCUGGGAAUGCAAAAGGAAGCCAGGGUUCAAGUGGAUGUUUGUUGAACCUGAAGGAACAGGAGACAGAAGGCAACCAAAUGCCAAAAAGCCUGGUAUGAAUGAAAGUUCAUGUCUGUCCCAUUGUGGCGUUGCCAUUCUUGCCAUACCCAUUUCCCUAGACUAUUAUGACAUUCAUGAUCAAUUGACUAUCCUAUGUGAGACUGCAGCUAACAGACAGGGAUUGUUUUUUCAUGGAAAACUCCCUUUCAUCAAUUUCAAAGGAUUGGGAAAGUAUGAUCUAGGAAGGAAAAGGAACCUGAACUAAGGGCAGAGAGAGAAGCCACAGCCAACUCUGUGUGUGUGUGCACAUAUACCUAUGAGUUGUGUGGGAAUACCUAACCGUGGCCCAGAUCCACCUGGCAGCAGGGCAACAGGGGGAGAAGUUUUAACUCCGUACCUGAUAGGGGCACAGGGAUGCUGUCUAGGAAUGGAGAAAUUCCUGACUACCUUAGCCGAAGUGAACUCUAUGCUAAGAAGCAUUGGAGGGCUGUCUUUUAAUGUUGGAGGUGGGUGUUCUUUUUUAAACUGGAGAGCAUGCAUGAGAGAAGGGUUCAGGAAAGGUUAGAGCAGGUGAGUGAGUUAGGUGGCUUGGGAUGACUUGAGUCCAUCGGGUUUUUUUUGGCAAGUGUUCUCCUUGUUUAAUUCAGAUUCCAUGAGUGACUUGUCUUUCCCUGGGAAAGGGACUGACAGAGCAGGCCCUUAGGGACUCAGGCUUUGGUCACGCUGCAAAGGGUGCCUUUGGUUGGUUAUGUUUUUGUCAGUUUCUUUCUCUGCGCCUCAACUUACCUCAUCAGAAAGCAAGCCCGGGCACAUGGAGGAGGGAUGUCUUGUCAUUGCCCGACCUAACCAGGGAGGCUGGCUGGCCACCCUCUCUGUCCACUAGAGGGGAGGGCCAGCAGGUGUCGGUAUUAACUCAGGAAUAGAAACAUGAGGCCUUUAAAAUAAGAGGGAGAGAAACCGUGAUGCAUACCUGUAACCCCCUAGAACCCAAGUGCCAGAAUUAAUUCCUAGAUGCUGCUUUUGUUUGAACAAAAAGUCACUGCUUUUACACUUGAAAAAAACACUCAAAAAAUGUUCAAUUCCAUGAAAAUGUUUUUGGCUUUAAGAAGUUAUUUGGUGUUUAGCUCUUUUGUUGAUUGCCAUUCCACCAGUAAAUUGUUGGUCAAUUUGCACUGCACACUGGGGUUGGGGUGGAGGGGAGGGUCCUUUAUACAGAGCCGAACUUGGGCUUGCUCAGGAAGUGGACCAGGGAAUGUGGAGGUGGGUCAUUCCUGGGGUAAAGGGGUGGGAGUUAGUUUUUCUCCCCCCAGCCUGCGCCUGGCAGCACCUGGCACAAAGCCAGUCUUGUCUUUUCUGUGAGCAUCUUAUCACUGUCCAACAGCAGGUAGAAAAAAGGGGGACAAAACCAGACCUAUUUUCUCCCCCAGUUUUUCUGAAUUUUGCUGUGCCAAAUGCUUAAAACUUUACAAAUUAAAUCUUGAAAUUUUAUUAAUCAAGAACUUGUUCGCGCAGUUUGCUUUUUUGACUAUUGAAAAAAAGAAAAUAGUAGAGGUCAAUCUUAAGAGCAUCCAGCCUUGCUGAGCACUUUUUUUUUUUUUUAAGAGAAUAGCUAUGAGUGAACUGUAAA
Messenger RNA from Miniopterus natalensis, 4531 nucleotides. RefSeq names its product ETS variant transcription factor 3 (gene ETV3). Gene Ontology annotation, biological process: regulation of transcription by RNA polymerase II; cell differentiation. The record is from RefSeq and is a predicted model, not a curated record. Gene Ontology annotation, molecular function: sequence-specific DNA binding; DNA-binding transcription factor activity, RNA polymerase II-specific. Gene Ontology annotation, cellular component: nucleus. Lineage: Eukaryota; Metazoa; Chordata; Mammalia; Chiroptera; Miniopteridae.